GACGUGUGCUCCGGCUUUGGGCCACGACUCUUCAAACCUACCACAGCCAAUCGACAGUCUUGCUGAUGAACUCAGCAAGCAGAUGUUCAUUCCAGAAAUACGCCAGUCGAACACCUGGGCGGCGGCGACCGGGACAUCGCCAUCCAUUGUCGCUGGUUUGUCCAUGGCCUCUUUGGAGGUUGAUGAGGAUUGCAAUAUGGACCUCGCGAUAGACGAUAUGAAGGAAUACCAAGCCGUCGCCGACUGGAAGAGAGCACGACGCCAGCGUCACAGCCGAUUUGUCAACAAUCCGGACAAUGCCCCCGCCAUAGAGGCCCGCAUGAAAGAAAUGAUCUCACAAGAGUCGCAGUGCAACGUCCAUCCAGCCCUGCCCCUUCUUUCUUUGCCGUUGACUAUACCUGCACAUCCGCACGUACCCAAGAUCGAGGCAGACGGCUUUCCCGAGACUGACUCAUUCGCGAGUUGCCUAGAAGUAGACGAGGGCUUCUGUGACGAGAGUGAAGAAUUUCUUCUCAUGCAAAGAGCCCUGGCUGCCGACAAAAGAAGGUUGAUGGGCAGCACGUCUGAUUCUAUACGGAAGUUCGGACCUUUGAGAUAUAGGGGCUCGGCUGAAACGGCUCUUCGGUGUCACAAUGUUGUCAGACAGCGACCCAGGAUGCGGCGACGGAAAGGGCCAGGACCAACUCCGGAGCCUCGACCGGCGCAUAAGGCCUGAAGGCUUCGAAUGGCGACGAUGAGUUCUGGCACAACAUACCAAUUUUAAUGUUCAAGCGUCGGGAGGUUAUUUCAGCGAUAUACCCAUGGGAUCGGAGCACAUGAUGGCCGGCUUUCGGCAACGGCGUUGAUACCACAGACGGUAUCCGGUUGAUUUUUACAACUCAACACUAUCUUUUCAGCAGAAGCCCAAAAA
Messenger RNA from Colletotrichum graminicola M1.001, 910 nucleotides. RefSeq lists its product as uncharacterized. The record is from RefSeq and is a predicted model, not a curated record. Bases 83 to 715 code for a protein of 210 amino acids. The transcript has a single exon. Lineage: Eukaryota; Fungi; Ascomycota; Sordariomycetes; Glomerellales; Glomerellaceae.